Molecule: messenger RNA, 1228 nt
Organism: Gekko japonicus
Lineage: Eukaryota; Metazoa; Chordata; Lepidosauria; Squamata; Gekkonidae
Product: beta-1,3-galactosyltransferase 5-like
Exons: 3
Coding region: 1-1023 (340 amino acids)
Cellular component (GO): membrane
Molecular function (GO): N-acetyl-beta-D-glucosaminide beta-(1,3)-galactosyltransferase activity
Source: RefSeq, a predicted model, not a curated record
AUGGGCCUCUCUCAGAUGCUGCCUUGGCACUCAAACUUUCUUUCUAAAUUCAAUUAUUCCUUCAAGAUGACUUCCAAGAGACUGAGAAAGGUGCUUGUUUUCACUUCGUUUUUGGUCUCUGCUGGAUUAGGUUUGUUUUACAAGCUGACUUCUAUCGGAAUUUGCACUGAUUGUCAAACAAACAAUAAGAGUAGUUUAUUUAAAUGGCCAGGUGAACACUUUUUGCACCUGCCACAUAUAGAUUGCAGUAGGAACCCUCCAUUCCUGGUAAUUCUUGUAACAUCAUCACCAAGCCAAUCAGACACCCGAAUGGCUAUCCGUGACACAUGGGGCAAAAAACACUUAAUUGCCAACAAACACAUUGUGACAUUUUUUCUUCUGGGAAUUAGUUUGAAUCACGAUAAUCAGAUUGCUGUUACUGCUGAAAGCCAAAAAUAUAGAGACAUCAUCCAAAAGGAUUUUAUAGAUACCUAUUACAAUUUGACAUUAAAGACCAUGAUGGGCAUUGAAUGGGUUCACAAAUUCUGUCCACAAUCUAGCUUUGUCAUGAAAACUGACUCUGACAUGUUUGUGAAUCCCUAUUACCUAACGGAACUCCUUUUAAAGAAAAACAGGACUACUAGAUUCUUUACUGGGUUUCUAAAACUGAAUGACCGUCCAAUACGAGAUACUUCCAGCAAGUGGUACGUGAGUUACUCUGAAUUUCCACGAAAUAAUUACCCUCCUUUUUGCUCAGGGACUGGUUAUGUUUUAUCCACUGAUGUUGCUAAUCAGGUAUAUAAUGUUUACCAAAAUAUCACUUUCAUCAAACUGGAAGAUGUUUUCAUAGGUCUCUGCCUUGCAGAACUCAAUAUUAUACCUGAAGAACUCCAUUCAAAGCAAACAUUCUUUCCAGGAGAAGUCGCAUUUUCUGUAUGUCACUUUAAGAAAAUUGUGACAUCCCAUCAUGUCACGCCUCAUAACUUGCUGGUCUACUGGAAUGCACUGGAGACAUCAAUGGAUAACGAGUGUUCAGGUGACUGAUACAUUUUAACCAUCAAACACAAUCUAAAAUUGCUACUCAAGACAGAGAUCUUGCAGUCUUGACUUUAGUACUGGUACCAGAAUCCAUAUAGUAAAAGGAACUCUCCAGUAGAAUUAAAUUCCAUUCCAGUUCUAAUUUACUUCCUCCCGUGAUUUGUUCUUACUCAUGUACCAACAUUUUGCUUUCUUACAGGGCAUUAUGCAA